Fukomys damarensis (Damara mole-rat) is the source of this 933-nucleotide messenger RNA. RefSeq names its product olfactory receptor 8D2. The record is from RefSeq and is a predicted model, not a curated record. Gene Ontology annotation, molecular function: odorant binding; olfactory receptor activity; G protein-coupled receptor activity. Gene Ontology annotation, biological process: G protein-coupled receptor signaling pathway; sensory perception of smell. The transcript has a single exon. Lineage: Eukaryota; Metazoa; Chordata; Mammalia; Rodentia; Bathyergidae. Bases 7 to 933 code for a protein of 308 amino acids. Gene Ontology annotation, cellular component: membrane.
UAAGAAAUGGCUACUUCAAACCAUUCUUCAGUGACUGAUUUUAUCCUUGAAGGGUUAACAAAAAGUCCAGAGCUUCAAUUGCUACUCUUCCUCUUGUUUCUUGGAAUCUAUGUGGUCACAGUGGUGGGCAACCUGGGCAUGAUCCUCUUAAUUUUUGUCACUUCCCAACUUCACUCUCCAAUGUAUUAUUUUCUCAGUCAUUUGUCCUUCAUCGAUCUGUGCUACUCCUCUGUCAUUACCCCUAAAAUGCUGGUGAACUUUGUGUCAGAAAGGAACAUUAUUUCCUUUCUGGAGUGCAUGACUCAACUCUACUUCUUCCUUAUUUUUGUCAUUGCAGAAGGCUACCUCCUGAUGGCCAUGGCCUACGACCGUUACGUUGCUAUUUGCAGCCCACUGCUUUACAAUAUCAUCAUGUCUCACAGGGUCUGUUACAUAAUGAUGGCUGUAGUAUACUCGCUGGGUUUGUUUGGGGCCACAGUUCACACCACCUAUAUGUCAAGGCUGUCCUUCUGUGGAUCUCACAUUGUCGGUCAUUAUUUUUGUGAUUUACUGCCCUUAUUGACCUUGUCUUGCUCCAGCACUCACAUUAUUAGGACACUUCUGUUUAUUAUUGGAGGAGUUAAUACCUUAGCCCCUACACUGGCUGUUCUCAUCUCUUACGCUUUCAUUCUCUCUAGCAUCCUCCGUAUUCGCUCCACUGAAGGACGAUCCAAAGCCUUUGGUACUUGUAGCUCCCAUCUCAUGGCUGUGGGCAUAUUUUUUGGUUCUAUAGCAUUCAUGUAUUUCAAGCCCCCUUCCAGCAGUACUAUGGACCAGGAGAAAGUGUCCUCUGUGUUCUACACCACGGUGAUCCCCAUGCUGAACCCCUUGAUCUACAGCCUGAGGAACAAGGAUGUGAAGAAUGCAUUGAGGAAGAUGGUUGGGGGGAUGUAG